GUAUUCAUCUACUCAUCUUCUCUCUCUCUCUCUCGCGUUUCAGUCACAAGACUCUCACAACAAAGCGAUUUUUUGCUUCACGAACUCAAACCUCUCUCUCUCUUUCUCUCCGAGUCACGCAUUUUCGUCUGUGAUUCUCGAGCUCUUGUGGGUUCUCUCCGAGAUUUUUGGUCGGUUCUUCACGUUUUUGAAAAGCUUUGUCUAUGGCGGUGAUUAAGUGAUGAAAGUCACCGGAAAGCCGUAUUCGACGGCGACAUUACCGGCCUUUGAGUCGGAUAAGAAUCUCUUCUCUCACGGUCCAGAUCUCAGAGCUAUACAAAGAGCUACUACUGUCACUAAACGUCGAGCAAGGAACCCGAGUUUGACUCGUCAGCGAAGAUCCGUUGCUUCUGGUGGCAGACGAAGCCGGCCGGAGACUCCGCUAUUGAAAUGGAAGGUGGAGGAUCGUAAUAAAGAGAGAAGCGGCGUUGUCGAAGACGAUGAUUACGAGGAUGUUGGAUGUAGUAAUAAUAACCAGGUUGCGAGGUCAGAGACUACUCGCCGCAAGGAUCGGAGGAAAAUCUCACGGCCUGUCUCUGUUAGGAAACUCGCCGCCGGGCUUUGGCGGUUGCAAGUUCCUGACGCUAGUUCCAGCGGCGGAGAAAGAAAGGGCAAAGACGGGUUAGGGUUUCAGGGAGGUGCUGGAUACAUGGGUGUUCCUUAUCUUUAUCACCAUAGUGACAAACCUUCUGGUGGUCAAAGCAACAAGAUAAGGCAGAACCCUAGCACUAUUGCCACGACAAAAAAUGGAUUCUUGUGUAAGCUCGAGCCUUCAAUGCCAUUUCCCCACUCGGCGAUGGAGGGGGCGACAAAAUGGGAUCCUGUCUGCUUGGAUACAAUGGAUGAAGUACACCAAAUAUAUAGCAACAUGAAGCGCAUUGAUCAGCAAGUGAAUGCUGUAUCAUUGGUUUCUUCCCUUGAAGCAGAACUGGAGGAAGCACAUGCUCGCAUUGAAGAUCUCGAGAGUGAGAAGCGAUCUCAUAAAAAGAAGCUUGAGCAGUUCUUGAGGAAAGUUAGCGAAGAGAGGGCUGCUUGGCGGAGCAGGGAGCACGAGAAGGUCCGGGCAAUCAUUGAUGAUAUGAAAACUGAUAUGAACAGGGAGAAGAAAACCCGUCAGAGAUUAGAAAUUGUAAAUCAUAAACUAGUCAACGAGCUUGCAGAUUCAAAGUUAGCUGUGAAGCGUUACAUGCAAGACUACGAAAAGGAAAGGAAAGCCAGAGAAUUGAUUGAGGAAGUUUGCGACGAACUUGCAAAGGAAAUAGGAGAAGAUAAAGCUGAGAUUGAAGCAUUGAAGAGAGAAUCCAUGAGCCUAAGAGAAGAAGUAGACGAUGAAAGAAGAAUGCUGCAGAUGGCUGAGGUCUGGCGUGAGGAACGUGUCCAAAUGAAGCUUAUUGAUGCCAAAGUAGCACUUGAGGAAAGGUACUCACAAAUGAAUAAGCUUGUAGGAGAUUUGGAAUCUUUCCUUAGGUCAAGAGAUAUCGUGACAGAUGUCAAAGAGGUGAGAGAGGCUGAGUUAUUAAGAGAAACCGCUGCAUCGGUUAAUAUCCAAGAAAUCAAGGAAUUUACAUAUGAGCCUGCAAACCCGGAUGAUAUCUACGCGGUGUUUGAAGAAAUGAAUAUCGGUGAAGCCCAUGAUAGAGAAAUGGAGAAAUCUGUUGCUUACAGUCCAACCAGCCACGGUUCUAAAAUUCACACGGUAAGUCCAGAUGCCAAUUUGAUGAACAAGAAAGGGAGACACUCAGAUGCUUUUACUCACCAGAAUGGAGACAUAGAAGAAGAUGAUAGCGGUUGGGAAACAGUGAGCCACCUCGAAGAACAAGGAUCGAGUUACUCACCAGAUGGGAGCAUUCCUUCUGUGAACAACAAGAAUCACCAUCACCGAGACAGCAACGCCUCGAGUGGUGGUACAGAGUCCCUAGGCAAAGUUUGGGAUGAGACAAUGACUCCAACCACAGAGAUAAGCGAAGUGUGUUCCAUUCCAAGACGGUCAUCCAAAAAGGUUUCAUCAAUAGCAAAGCUUUGGAGAUCAUCAGGUGCAAGCAAUGGAGAUAGAGAUAGCAAUUACAAGGUAAUAUCAAUGGAAGGUAUGAAUGGAGGAAGGGUUUCAAACGGGAGAAAAUCAAGCGCGGGAAUGGUUUCACCGGACAGAGUCUCGAGCAAAGGUGGAUUCAGCCCGAUGAUGGAUUUGGUUGGACAAUGGAACUCUUCACCGGAAUCUGCAAAUCAUCCUCAUGUAAACCGAGGAGGAAUGAAAGGUUGCAUAGAAUGGCCUAGAGGUGCACAGAAGAAUAGUUUGAAGUCAAAACUCAUUGAAGCACGGAUCGAAAGCCAAAAGGUUCAGUUAAAGCAUGUCCUUAAACAGAAGAUUUAGGAGCCGAAACGGUUUUGGUCACAGCUGCGUGCGGUUCUCUAAUCUUUCACCGGUGUCUGAUUCUGUGUAUGAAGUAAUAAUGUUCCGGGAAAGCAGUCGGAGCCAGCAAGCAGUUUGGACCGGAUUUUAGAUUUAUGUAUGUCAUUUGGUCAUUAGCAAGUAAGCAAUGUGUACUCUAAUAUUAUCUCAUCAUUAUGGAAGAAAAACCUUUAGCAGAUUAAGAGACGCUAAUGUACCUUAGAGACUUGAUCAUCAAUUUAUAUAAAGUAUAGUUAUUAGUUUCCUGCAAA
This is a messenger RNA of Arabidopsis lyrata subsp. lyrata, 2700 nucleotides long. RefSeq lists its product as uncharacterized. The coding region runs from base 221 to 2410 and encodes 729 amino acids. The record is from RefSeq and is a predicted model, not a curated record. The transcript is spliced from 3 exons. NCBI's taxonomy places the organism in Eukaryota, Viridiplantae, Streptophyta, Magnoliopsida, Brassicales, Brassicaceae.